AUGGCAGCAACCCAACGACACCAUGACGAAUGGUUUGAUGCGAACUUUAUCGACCAUAGACGUAGUGGUUCCUUCGGCCAUUCCACGUCAGUCGCGGACACUUUUCGUGCCGUCCACGACACGUUUGAGCAUGAGAAUAAAGUCGCCCGCGAAGAACGCGACCUCAACUUCAACGACAACGUGGCAAGUAACGCGGACAACUUUGACGGAAUGGAUUACCAGACAGCCGACGACGACGGAUUGAGCUCCGACAACAUAACAGCGUACAUCAGUGUGUUAACCAAUUCGAGAAAUUACUUCUCGCGUGUCCCCGACCAGCACUGCCAGGGCGUGCAUAUCUCCGAUCGAGUACUCGACGGAAGCAAAGCCAUCAGGCGUCUACUGAGGACGUUUUCGGGGCGAAACGUGUCAAAGCACGACAAAAGCCCCAUAAAAACCAUGCCAUUGGUGGAGCACACCAAUUUGAAGGAGUUGCUAGUGGGCACCCUGACGGUUGCCUAUUUGAGCGACUUUGUGGAGUAUUUGCUUGGUAGUGCUGGUGUAAGUGGGUUGUGUGAUCCAUUGUGGGCCGACUUUGUGUACGAUUUGUCCUGUACCUCUGUGGUCCCUGGAUGA
Messenger RNA from Aphanomyces astaci, 615 nucleotides. RefSeq lists its product as hypothetical. The transcript is spliced from 2 exons. Lineage: Eukaryota; Oomycota; Saprolegniomycetes; Saprolegniales; Verrucalvaceae. The record is from RefSeq and is a predicted model, not a curated record. The coding region runs from base 1 to 615 and encodes 204 amino acids.